Molecule: messenger RNA, 1033 nt
Organism: Trichobilharzia regenti
Lineage: Eukaryota; Metazoa; Platyhelminthes; Trematoda; Strigeidida; Schistosomatidae
Source: the annotation of a GenBank genome assembly
UGACGGUAUUUUACGACAACAAAAUAAUCAUUGAAGUCGAGUGACGUGCUCAGAUAAUACAUGAGUACUUACUCACGAAGAAAACCAUGGACAGUUAGACGUCACAAAUGUUCAAGUGGUAUAUCGCGCAAAAUGGUUGGAUCAGGUACACAAACAAGGCUGUCAAGACAUCGAAGUGAAGGAUCCCUACUGCACCAGUGCCCCUACUGUGAAACUUUAAUGUUACCUGUAAAUCCACCAAAUCUAACCAAAACAAAACGCUCCAAACUGGAAAGAGUUUUCAGCUAUCCAAAUGAGAAUCAAGACCCAACAACAGACCACCACCACCACCACCACCACCAAAAACAACAACAACAAGAAAGGGAAGAGGCCAUUUACUACUACCAACCAAAGUAUAAACAGAUUGUUGUCUCACACAAAACAAUCCGUAUAAAACAAACGAAUAUCAAGAAAAAAACCACAGACUCACAUUCAUCGGUAUCGCCUAUAUUAUGUGAAAUAAAGUCGUGAUCAUCAUCAGACAGACCUCAUAGAUCUGUAAGUCGAUGCCGUGAAAUACCAAUUCGAAUACAACGUACCGAUUCUGAUGACAAUGGAAAUAAUAAAUUAUCGAAUUACUUUUCAUUACAUUGUAAAAUUAACCCAUCCCAAAAGACACUCCGCGCUGUUCUUCUUCUCAAGCGACAGUUAGUGUUGUUGAAAGUUCUGGCAAUGAUGAUUCAACUGCUUUUUUAAAAAAAAGUAACACUAUGAAGAAUAUUUAAAAAAUUAAAAGGGAAAUGAUACCGUCUUUCUUUUACCAUUCAAAUAAGUAGUAGUAUUAUUACAUUUUCUUUUUUUACUCUGUUUUGCUAUUUACUUUUAAUUGAAAUUUCUAUCGUUGACAAUAAACUUGUAAAUUAUUUAUCAUUAACUUUUAUUUAUUUUAUGCAUAAUUAUAUUCAAACUUGUCGAGGAAUAAAUGAAUCAUUUAUUCUGGGGGAACUUAUCAUAUAAAUUUUCAUCAAACUAUAAAUGUACUACUCAGUAUGUG